This is a messenger RNA of Beta vulgaris subsp. vulgaris (sugar beet), 2844 nucleotides long. Its product is annotated as ETHYLENE INSENSITIVE 3-like 1 protein. Gene Ontology annotation, cellular component: nucleus. The transcript has 2 exons. The record is from RefSeq and is a predicted model, not a curated record. Bases 311 to 2428 code for a protein of 705 amino acids. NCBI's taxonomy places the organism in Eukaryota, Viridiplantae, Streptophyta, Magnoliopsida, Caryophyllales, Amaranthaceae. Gene Ontology annotation, molecular function: DNA-binding transcription factor activity; DNA binding.
CAAGACAACCCCACAACUUCAUUCACUCUUUCUCUCUCCUCUUUUUCUUCCUCUCUCAUCCUUACCCUCUCCAUUUUGUCCACCAGCAAAAAAAAAAAAAAAAAAAAAAAAAAACUCCCUCCAUUUUUCUCCACUUUCUAUCUCCUAAAAGCUUACUGGAGAUCGUCCAUGAGAGAAACGUACAGGUAAGAAAUUUCUCAUUUUGGUUUUUUUGGUGGAUUUUCUUCUUGAGAAGUUCUUGAUUGUAGUCAUUGAGUAGAAGUUGUUGGUCAUCAAACAUCUGUUAUAAGUUUCGUUCGUGAAAUCAAAGAUGAUCUCGUCGUCAUCGAAAAUGGGUUAUUUUGAAGAUAUGGGUUUUUGUUCAAACUUUGACUUCUUUGCUCCACCUCCUUCUAUGGCGGGUGAGGGAGAAGUUGGCCGUGAAGCUGAAGCGGAAGCCGCUGUUGAUGACGAAUACUCUGAUGAUGAGGUUGAUGUAGAUGAGCUUGAGCGGCGUAUGUGGAGAGAUAGAAUGCUCUUGAAAAAGCUCAAGGAGCAGAGCAAAGAUAAGGCCAAAGAAGGAGUUGAUGCUGCAAAGCAGCGUCAGUCUCAGGAACAAGCCCGUAGAAAGAAGAUGUCAAGGGCACAGGAUGGAAUUCUGAAAUAUAUGUUGAAAAUGAUGGAGGUUUGCAAGGCUCAAGGUUUUGUUUAUGGGAUUAUUCCUGAAAAGGGGAAGCCCGUCAGUGGAGCCUCUGACAAUCUGCGGGCUUGGUGGAAGGAGAAAGUCCGAUUUGACAGGAAUGGUCCUGCAGCCAUUGCCAAGUAUCAGGCUGAUCAUUCCAUUCCUGGUAUUAAUGAGGACUGCAAUGCAAUGGCAUCGACACCUCACACCUUGCAGGAACUACAAGAUACCACACUGGGAUCCCUUUUAUCAGCUCUGAUGCAGCACUGUGAUCCUCCGCAGAGGCGGUUCCCCUUGGAAAAAGGCGUCCCUCCACCCUGGUGGCCCACCGGGAUUGAAGAAUGGUGGCCUCAGUUGGGCCUUCCAAAAGAUCAGGGAGCACCUCCGUAUAAGAAACCUCAUGAUCUCAAGAAGGCAUGGAAGGUGAGCGUUCUUACAGCUGUUAUCAAGCAUAUGUCACCUGAUAUAGCAAAGAUUCGGAAGCUUGUUCGUCAGUCCAAGUGCUUGCAGGAUAAAAUGACAGCCAAAGAAAGUGCCACAUGGCUUGCUAUCAUUAAUCAGGAGGAGGCUUUGGCUCGGAAACUCUUUCCUGAUCGAUGCCCACCUCCAAAUGCUGGUGGAAGUGGGUCUUUGGUCAUUAGUGAUUCUAGUGACUAUGAUGUUGAAGGGGUUGAUACUGAUCCCAAUAGCGAAGUGGAUGAUAACAAACCUCAAAAUAUUAAUCUCUUCAAUUUUGGUGUUGGCGCAGAGAGAGAAAAGUUUAUGACUCCAAACCCUAUGCUGACUUCUGCAAUCAAAGGAGAGGUCAUUGAUGCUAAUACUUCAGAAUUUUCUGAGAAGAGGAAGCAGCCAUCUUCUGGAUCUCACCUGGUAAUGGAUCAGAAAAUAUUUGUUUGCGAGUAUCCUCAAUGCCCUUACAGUGAUAGCCGCCUUGGGUUCCUUGACCGGAAUUCGAGAAAUAAUCAUCAGCUGAACUGUGCGUAUAGGUUUAGUCCUUCAACUCAUGGUGUUGGAGCAACCAACUUUCAGGGAAACAGUAUUGAAGCUGCAAAUUUCCCCACAUCCUUUGCACAACCAGAGAAGCUGUCUCUGCAAUCUGAGAACCAGUCAUCAACUACCUUCAGUACUUCUGGGCUUGGACUUCCUGAAGAUGGUCAGAAGUUGAUUACCAAUCUCAUGUCAGUUUACGACAAUACCCUGCAUCAAAACAAGAAUGUCAAUCUAGGGAGUGGGAACUUCGCUGAAAAUAAUCAGAUCGGUGGAGGUUUUGCUUGUCAGCAAGGUGCUUUAUUUGGAAAUAGUGCUUCCCAAGGAAUGAACAUAAAUACCAUGAAGGAUCAUAAUCAGGCACAACCAAAGGUGGCUCAAUUUCAGUUAGACAAUGGAUUUUUAGGGCAAGGAAUGCCGAUGAAUGUGAACAACAAUCCACAACAGAAGCUUCAGUUUCAGAUGGGUAGCUCGGUUUUCCAAGGAACAAAUAUGAACCCACCUGAACAGAAAGUGCAGCUUGCAAUGGACACCAGCUUCAAUGGCCAGAGAACGGUGUCCGGGGCCAAUGUUGUUACGCAAGGAACUAACAUGGGUGGUUCUGUUUUUCAGUCUAACGCAAUUCAGCUGGAUCAUGGCAGGGCAUUUGAUUCUUCUUCUUUUGGGAUGACUCUGAACGACAACAUGUCGGACUUCGGAUUUGGUGGUGUUCCAUUCAACCUCUCAACAAUUGAUUUCGACCAGCUCUCGAGGCAGGACAACUCUAUCUGGAACCUGUGAGUGAAGGAUUUGGCAGUCAAGGAAGUCAAAACCGGGGAGUAACAAGCAAGCUGUACAUUCUGAGAAGAAGAUUGCUUUUAGAUCUCUUCUUUUAAAUAGGUGAAAGCUUCGCCUGCUGAAUUUUAGCUUUCUUUUUUUUUUGUUAUCUUUUUAAUUUCCUUAGAUAAUCUGAAGAAGCCACAUAAAAGACUUCCAUUUCUUUCUUGCACCCACAAUCACUUAGCGUUUAUAGAUGAUUCCCAUAUAGCAUUAGUUGAAGUUUGGCCACACAGUUAUAUGGGAGAGGCCACCUUGUUUAAACAUUAUUAUUUUACUUCCGCGACUAUAUAUUUUUAUGUAGCCAUGUUGAAAAACCCACAGUAAAUAGUAUAAAUAUGUUUUGAUCAAUAAUCACUUCUUGCUUGUUUUUAUUUUUA